This is a messenger RNA of Chaetomium fimeti, 870 nucleotides long. Its product is annotated as kinase-like domain-containing protein. The coding region runs from base 1 to 870 and encodes 289 amino acids. NCBI's taxonomy places the organism in Eukaryota, Fungi, Ascomycota, Sordariomycetes, Sordariales, Chaetomiaceae. The transcript has 5 exons. Gene Ontology annotation, molecular function: ATP binding; MAP kinase kinase activity. Gene Ontology annotation, biological process: MAPK cascade; protein phosphorylation. The record is from RefSeq and is a predicted model, not a curated record.
AUGGAGCCGAACCGGAAACCAGCCCCGGUCCCCGACGGACCGCAAGGAGCAACGGCCCUGGGCCCGAUCGAUCCAGUGGCAUCAGCCCUUCCAACGGCCGGAGCGGAGAGCCAGUCCCAGAGCGAAACACCCAAUGCCCCACCAGGAAAGAAUGAACAGACCGUGGUCGGGCAGAACCCGCGCUUGAUCCUCGGAGGAUCGGAUAUCAUGACAGGCGGCGGCGGCCUCGUCGACGACUCUGGUUUCUUCUUGUCCAACAAAGGAGAUGAUGGCUCACCUCUUCCACCAACAAUUACAACCAAGCACAACAUGUUACUUAAAAAGAACCUCGAGUUCCUCGGACUCGGCGGGAGCGGCCAGCGCGAGGUCGACUUGAUGACAGCGGCCGGCGACUGUUCCAUCGCCCCCCUUAGCCGCGUCCUGUGGGAGAGGGGCGGGGGUGUCGUCCCGGCCGAGCAGCGCGCGGCGGUGAUGCAAGAGAUGGUCGGCCUGGUCGAGCGGCUUCACAGUAGCGAAUUCGGUAUCGUCCACGGCGAUAUCAAGCCUGCCAACUUCCUACGGUGUCGCGAUGGUAAACUGCGUCUGUGCGACUUCGACUCUGCUCGGCUGAUCGCCGAUGAGAAGGCUGAGGGUUGGGAAGGGUUUAUGAGUCACCGGUAUUUGGCUCCGAGCCGGGGUUAUCCUUACCGUAGACCGCCGCCUACGGUUAUCGACGAUGAGUAUGCCUUGGCAAUUUCUAUCUGGGAGCUCUUUACAGGGAAGGACGCUUUUAUCGAGGAAUUUAUGGAGGACGUUUUCAAGGAUGGUAGGACUAUCGACGUCGAUGAGUUGGAGGAUGAUGGGGUCAGGAGCUUUUUAGUCAACAGUUGA